AGGAAUUGAAAGUUGUGUUUGGCUUUGGGUCAUAUUCAUCUCUUGACCCCAAAAAUCGGACAAAUAAAAGUUUGAUUUGAAUGUUUCUGCCCGUGUUCUCGCAGUCGUCAUUUUGGCAACGAAAGGGGAUGGAGCUGCAGCAAGACUGCGAAAAGCAAGAUCAUCAGGAAAAAGCAACUACAAGUACUGGUCGUGACAACCAGAACAACUACAUGGACGAGGCGGGGCUUCAACCUGUCAAUAUUUAUUCGGGACCCGCUACAAAUAUCUCGGGUCAGGAAGUAGCUGCGCUAGUGCACGACGAGAACCAAAACGAGCUGGACGACGCUCUUGAAGCCUCUGCAGCAGACGUGGGGCGCGAGGACGAGAAGUCCGGACGACAGCACAAGCUCGCGAAGAACGAAGUUUUUGACGCAACACGUAAACGACCCGUGGCGUCCUCCUCUUUUCCCAUUCGGAAAAAAGAACCGCGUGGUUGUGGAGGUGCACUACACGACGAAAUAGGAGCGGUACAACCUACUUCAGAGGAACUGCAAGACAACCACGCCGCCCCCGGUCCUGCCCGUAGUUCGGAAGACGAGGCAGCGCCGUCGCUGUCGGGCGAAAUUGGGUCGGACGUCGAGGACAAUUUUGUGAAGCACUUGGUGCACGAAAACACGUAUUGGCAGAAGAAGUAUACGAUAGCCAAGACCGUCUUCGAGCGCGAGGAGCAGAAGCGGAAGCGCGAGCAGGAAAAACGCAAAGCCGAGGAGGAAAAAAAACACGUAGAGGAGCAAAAGCGCAAGGAGGAAGAACUUCGGCGGAGAGAAGAAGAAAAGCAAAGACGGGAACAAGCGGAGGAGCAGAAACGGAAAGACCACGAGAAAUUCUUGCAGAGGCAGGAAGAGGCCAGGCGUCUGGAGGAGGAAAGCAGACGUAAGGAGAUGGAAGAGGAGUACCGGCGUCAGCAGGCAAAAAUUCUGGAGAAUGCGGCGGAAGAAAAGCGCAAAGACACCGAGGCGCUGCGAUCGGAGCUCGAAGUGCAAAAGAAGCACGAGGAGAAGUUGCGAUGCGAGUUGGAGGAAAAGACCAAGCACGAGGAGGCUCUGCGACUCGAACUGAAUUGGAAGAAGAAGUACGAGGAGACGCUGCGCAGCGAACUGGAUCAAAAGCAAAAAGGAGAAGAAGCACUAAGGCUGGAAACGGACGCGAAAGUCAAAGAGGCCGAAGAAAAACGAAGACAGGAGGAGGAACGAUGUCGGGAACUCGAGCGCAAGGUAGAAUUUUCUUUGAUAGAGAUAGAGGACGCAACUAGAUGUCAGUUUUCAGCAGUAAAAAUCUUCGUCCAUCUACAAAAAAACUUCAAUUUUUUCUCUGACUCACGAAAAGCUGCUGGCUUUAUUGCUCUUUUUUUAUGUAGUAGAUGUAGUGGUAGAAGAUGAUCCGUACUAGUACUUGAUGCACUACAACAGUUACUUGAAAUGGAGCGCGUGGCGAAGGACGCGCAGGAAGCUUUGGAAAAGCAAAAGCAAAACGCGAUAAGCAAGACGAAAGUAGUAGGCGAGGAGUCAAGGUCAACUACAACAACCCCGCAGCAGGGAGUGACACAAAAAUCACAAGUCCAGGUUGUGCCACUCACUCACGACGUGCUCGCACUGCAUGAUUCCUUUCAACAGCAAGGGCAACAGCGGGCGUCCACACGUCGAGACCACCGAGGAGAUCGCCUUCAUCAAACGCAGACCGUUGUAAGUCGGUCCGCUUCGCGCUGCCGUCAACAUCAUCCGAGAGACAAAGUUCCAGAGGAUGGCGGUGGAACAAUAAACCGCGGGAAUGACAAGGAUUUUCGAUUUCGUCCAAAGAUGCACCCGCUACCCCCAGCUGCGUUUCGUUUUCAAAGUUUGAAAACUGAAGAAACAAGGAGGACGUCGUGGUCACCAAUCGCCGUGGAAAAGCCCUUCGAAGGUAUCGACUGGAAAAAGGACGGAACAGCAAGAGCUGCAGAAAAAGAUUUUUACUCGGACGAGGACGAGCAGAUAAAAGACAUAAACAAGGGCGGAGAAAAAAAAAACCUCACCGCAGCAGGGAAAAUUGACAAAUCGACGGAAUUGAAUGAAGGUACUAGUAGAGCAGAUGACCUCAAGCGCCAGGAGACUGCUGACGAGCGUUGUGCAGCGUUUGGCGCACGACACAGGACGUUGGAUGACCCGACAUCGACAGGACGUCGAGACGCAGGUAAUAUAUAGAAGAUCAAGAUUUUGAACAAGAUGGAGCUAAUGAUCGAGGCGAAGACGAUGAACGACCAGCAAUUUUUUCUCUGUGGAACAAAAUCGAUCCGGAGAGAUCGAUUGGAAUAUAGUACGUAGGGUCCUGUCAACAUCAUUUUAUACGAAUUAUCUCUCAUUAAACUACAAGCAGGUUCUAGCGUCGCUAUGGUCACCAAAGCGGAGGCUGUGGGCACCAGCAGGUCCGUAACAGAAAAAAAGGACACGGAAAUUUGUUCUACGCCCCUGGCGACAGACCCUACACCGACAGCACCCCAGGAGCCGCAACAAGAACUGCCGCUUCCAAAUACUUCUUGUACAGUCACGUUGCUACAACUCGACAGCAGCAUUUCUUCCUCACCGCUUUCUGCCGUAAAGCAACCACCACCGGCGGUGGCGGCAGGGGAGCUGAAGAAAGCACAGGCAGACG
This is a messenger RNA of Amoebophrya sp. A120, 2670 nucleotides long. The record is from the annotation of a GenBank genome assembly. Lineage: Eukaryota; Dinophyceae; Syndiniales; Amoebophryaceae.